Molecule: messenger RNA, 1984 nt
Organism: Perognathus longimembris pacificus (Pacific pocket mouse)
Lineage: Eukaryota; Metazoa; Chordata; Mammalia; Rodentia; Heteromyidae
Gene: Surf4
Product: surfeit 4
Exons: 6
Coding region: 107-916 (269 amino acids)
Biological process (GO): Golgi organization
Cellular component (GO): endoplasmic reticulum-Golgi intermediate compartment; endoplasmic reticulum; membrane
Source: RefSeq, a predicted model, not a curated record
CUGGAGCCGCCGCGGCGCAGCGAGGCCGGCCGCCGGGCACUUCCUGUGGAGGCCGCAGCGGGCGAGCGCCGAGGAGCCGCGGAGCCGCCAGCGACCCGCCGCCGCCAUGGGCCAGAACGACCUGAUGGGCACGGCCGAGGACUUCGCCGACCAGUUCCUGCGAGUCACCAAGCAGUACCUGCCUCACGUGGCGCGCCUCUGCCUGAUCAGCACCUUCCUGGAGGACAGCAUCCGUAUGUGGUUCCAGUGGAGUGAGCAGCGGGACUACAUCGACACCACCUGGAGCUGUGGCUACCUGCUGGCCUCCUCCUUCGUGUUCCUCAACCUGCUCGGACAGCUGACUGGCUGCAUUCUGGUGUUGAGCAGGAACUUCGUACAGUAUGCCUGCUUCGGGCUUUUUGGAAUCAUAGCACUGCAGACGAUUGCCUACAGCAUUUUGUGGGACUUGAAGUUUUUGAUGAGGAACCUGGCCCUGGGAGGAGGCUUGUUGCUGCUCUUAGCGGAGUCCCGUUCUGAAGGGAAGAGCAUGUUCGCGGGCGUCCCCACCAUGCGCGAGAGCUCCCCCAAGCAGUACAUGCAGCUUGGAGGCAGAGUCCUGCUGGUCUUGAUGUUCAUGACGCUCCUUCACUUUGAUGCCAGCUUCUUUUCUAUCAUCCAGAACAUUGUGGGCACGACUCUAAUGAUCUUAGUGGCCAUUGGUUUCAAAACCAAGCUGGCAGCUUUGACUCUUGUCGUCUGGCUGUUUGCUAUCAACGUGUAUUUCAACGCCUUCUGGACCAUUCCAGUCUACAAGCCCAUGCAUGACUUCCUGAAAUACGACUUCUUCCAGACCAUGUCUGUGAUCGGAGGCCUGCUCCUGGUGGUGGCCCUGGGCCCAGGGGGUGUCUCCAUGGAUGAAAAGAAGAAAGAGUGGUAACAGACAGCUCCCUCCUCUCCCUGGUCAGGGCCCGCAGCGUGUGGAGGACUGGUUCAGGGGAGUGUCACCAGCUGCCAGCAUUUAUGUGUCCUUUUCCCUUCCCCUCCCUUGGUAAAGGCACCCAUGUUUUGAGAACUUUAUUUGCAGACAUUUGAAAAUUGAUGAAGUCUGCUCUGGAACCACAGUUUGGAAGCUGACCAACCAGGCUGGCUGGCCUGCUGGCACCCCUAAGCCAGGGCUUACGGGUGAGCAGCUUGGUGGGCUGUGGUCUCUCCAUUUGGCUUUGCGUUCUUUGGGGGGAGGUUGAGGGCCUUCAAGCUGUAUGGACUGUGAGCAGACACAUCUGUGUAACACUCAAAAGUCUUUUUUUUUUUUUUUUUUUGUAAGUUUACACCCUUAGCUUAAACCUACUAAAUGGUAGGUUUGUAUGGUCCAGCCAAACAUCAAACAUACUGUUAAACCCCUUGGUUUAGAAUCUCACCAGUGGUUCCAACAUUGUUUUGGUCUCUACAUUAGACAUUUUAGAAUCACUGAUGACAUUUAGAAAACCCCCAAAUGUAGAGAAUGGUGCAGUAUUGAAGGGGCAACCGAGGCUGCUGGUGACAGCAAAGUCGUUGACUUUGGCUGACCACGUGCCCUGGGUCGGUGGGUGGAGACCACCCUGAGAGACUCAGCGGCUCAAGGCAGGGACUAUCUGGAGCCCAGCCUGGGGGGAGCUGGUGAGCGAGCUGCACAGGGGAUGCUUGGCCCUCCACAGAACCAGGCUGGGAGGAGCGGCAGCUGGGGCAUGGCAGUGACAGGAGCCCUAGCACGGGAGCCCCAGGGCUCAACCCAGUCACCUCAACCUCAGAGCAAUGCCUGGAGCCUGCAGGCUGUGCUCCACCCCAGUCGGCACUGCUCCUCCAGGCCAGGCUGUGUGCUGGGCCACCCCGAUACCACUUCCCCAAGGCCGUCGCUUGCUCUUUGUCAUCCUGUAUGCCGAAUGCAGCCCAGGUUACUUUUUACAAUCUGUGAUGCCUUACCGAUUUGAUCUUGAUCCUGUAUUUAAAGUUUUCUAACAUUGCCUUA